AUGGAUGAUGCGCGCACAAAACUUGAGGCAGAAUACUGUCAGUACUUGGAUUCUGCGCUCGUCUCUGCCAUAUGUUCGGACUACGAAUUGAGUGACUCGACAGGCGUCGCAGGCGCGAGGGAGAUACUCGAGUCGCUCAAGGCGAGCGCAUCCCUAGAAGAAGCUGCGGACUUUGACCCAUCUGGAACCGGCGCAGGCGAACAUGAACGUGGAAACGAGCACAAUGGCGAAUCACCGCCAGGAACCAGCGGCUCUGCUUCACGAGAAACCGAAGCGACCAGUCUGUCCAACGGGCUAUCAUCUUUAGGACUCGACGAUUACUCCUCAGACACUGAGCCAUCCACGCUCUUCGGCCAGCCUGAAGAUUUCGAGGCGCUUGACGAGGAUGGAAAAGUUCAGAUCUUGCAGAGCAUUGUCGGAGACGGGGUGAAUCAGUACAGCAUUCGCCACGCGCUGCGAAAGUGUAAAGGCGACUGGGACAGCGCGAUCAACGACCUACUCACGCAAGCAUUCCUAGCCAACGAUGAGAACACCAAAGAUGGUUCUGCUGUCAAUGCCAAGGGCGUCGAAGGCUUCUACCAGGAGAACAAUUUCAGCCGAGGUCGCAAAGGCAGAUCAAAAGGCAAGCGGCAGGCUGCACAAGGCAGCAGAAGGUCGAGCUCAGUCCCUGGACUCGGAGAUGCAUCUCCUUCACCAGCAUCUAACAAGUGGACUUCGGCGACUGAAGACAUCGACUUCAUAGCAGUAAGGACCGGCAUUCCAGUGGCGACUGUGUCUUCGACGUACUACUCGUGCGGAGCAUCUGUCUCGCGCACAAUCGGAGCUUUGCUCAAGGCAUCAAUGGAGGAGAGCAAGUAUGCAGCAGUCGACGAUGACACUACUGCUAUCCGCGCAGACGAGCUAGGUCGAGACUUUCCCUCUAUCUCCUAUGAAUACAGAACCACGCUCAUACGGGUCACUCACCCCUCGACUUCAUCCGCGCACGAACUUGCCAAAGCUCUGACUGCUAAGCCCAAGUCCAGCAAUGGCGGCGGCCUCCAAAUCCUGACUCAGUACGCCCCGCCUGCUGGUGUGGCCUCGAGCAACGAUUGGAGCGCUGUCUCUAGGAAGGCAAAAUCCGCCAACGCCUCACGCUCGCCUUCAAUAGAUGGACCGACAGCUACCGCACAACGCGAUGCUUACACAGCUGCUCGGGCUGAAGCAUUAGCCAAAGCGAGCGCUGCUCACCGCAAGGGCAAGUCUGAUCGCUUGAUGGGAGGCGCAGCCGGAUACUACAGCCAAGUUGGACGCGAUCUCGCCAAACUGGCAUCCAGUGCAAACGCGCAGGCGGCCGAUCAGCUCGCUGCUUCCCAGUCAACCUCGACUCAGCUCGAUCUGCACGGCGUCGACGUCGUCAACGCUGUACGAAUCGCGCAUGAGAAAGUCGAGCAAUGGUGGGAUGGGCUGGGCGAGAGUCGGAUCAACGGCCGUGUCGGUGCGGACCAGCGGCAGGGUGGCUAUAGUAUUGUCGUCGGCCUGGGCAAGCAUAGCGAGGGUGGGAAGGGCAAACUAGGGCCUGCGGUGACGAAGAGUUUGAAGGAAGACGGUUGGAGGGUUGAGGCCGUCGGGGCCGUCGUUGUCGUGAAGGGUCCAGUGAAGAGAUGA
Saxophila tyrrhenica is the source of this 1644-nucleotide messenger RNA. RefSeq lists its product as uncharacterized. The transcript has a single exon. Gene Ontology annotation, cellular component: nucleus. The record is from RefSeq and is a predicted model, not a curated record. Gene Ontology annotation, molecular function: endonuclease activity. NCBI's taxonomy places the organism in Eukaryota, Fungi, Ascomycota, Dothideomycetes, Mycosphaerellales, Extremaceae. Bases 1 to 1644 code for a protein of 547 amino acids.